GACCUUCGAAAUAGCUAACCUUGUGUAACCAGGUCCGUUCCUUGGAGGGCUGUAAGAUGACAAAAGAAAAACCAGGUUUCCUAACUCCAAAAGCUAUAUCAAACAGAAUCAAAUCGAAGGGACUGCAAAAACUGCGAUGGUACUGUCAGAUGUGUCAAAAACAGUGCAGAGAUGAAAAUGGUUACAAAUGCCAUACGAUGUCGGAGUCCCACCACAGGCAAAUGAAACUUUUUGCCGAAGACGGUGGAAAGUUCAUCAGCAGUUUCUCUUCUGAUUUUUUGAAAGGAUACCUCGACAUACUACGUCGACAGUUUGGUGGGAAACGCGUGCAUUCCAAUGUCGUUUAUCAAGAAUAUAUCAAAGACAAAGAACAUAUACAUAUGAAUGCGACGAGAUGGCAUACACUUACAGGACUGUGCAUGUGGCUUGGAAAACAGGGAAUUUGCAAGGUAGAUGAAACUGAGAAAGGGUGGUUUAUCGAAUACAUCGAUCGCGACCCAGAAAAGUUGAAAAAACAAGAACAGAGUGAGCGUUUGGAAAAGACAGAAGAUGAAAUCAACAAACAGUUUCUAGAGCGUCAAAUAGAACACAAUAUCAACAAAGUUGAACAAACGGAAGGUCCCGUAUACACUCCUCUCAUCCGCACCAACGAAGAUGAACCAAUUAAAUUGGAGAUUUCUUUGUCUCAAAAAAAGCCACCUGUCCAGGUGAUGAGCACAGAGAUUGAUCCUUCCCCAAGUUCUUCGGAGGAAAAACCUACUCAAAGUCUUAUGACGUUGGGUCCGAAAAAGGAAAGAACUGCAGUAAGCAAUCCUAUUCUCUUUAAUACUAGUGGUUGUCACUUCAGUUGAUCAAAGUCAUAGUUCAGUGUAUUUUAUCUUCCCAUCAGGUUUUGUUGAAGCUGAAUUUUAAGCAAGUAUCUUGUUUCUUCUGAUAAUGACUUCAACUUUUAGACUUAAUUUCUACACUUGCGAUCGUGGUGUUGUUGCAGUUUUACCGUUUUAACAUUUUACACACUUUGACUUUCAGAAUCCACUCUUGAUUGCUGAGAAAAAAGCACGUGAAGAAAAAUCCAAAUCUAGUUCUGAAAAGAAGCAAGACACACGUACUACAGCAGUUUCUGGAGUUCGUCGACGUGCCUUGGAUGAAUUAAUGGAAAAAGAAGAAGCUCUUAAAGACAAGAGAAAUCGAAGAGAUUACUGGAUGACAGAAGGGAUUGAAGUCAAGCUAAUCAAUCGCAAACUUCCUGAUGAUCUACGUUGGAGACAUGCCACAGUUUUGAAGAUGCUGGAUAAUUACACGGUUAGUGUGACUAAUUAUUCAUCCACAUCAUUUAAAUUUUAUGCAGUGCUAGUUUACAUAGUCAGACAACAUAUUCCUCCAUUUUGAGGAAUGAAACAAUUAACCUUAUCUUUUGCGAUAGUUCCAAGUCUACUGUUGUUUGUAUAUUUCUCAAUCUCCAUAAUUAACAAGUCGGAAAUCUUUUAUAAUGGCUAAUGUAAAGAUCAUCAAAUAUCUGUAACCAGUUUGGGAUACUAUACUUCCAUCCAGCUCAGAGAACAAAACACCACCAAAAUACUAUACUUCUGUGAAUCAGGCAAGUUUCAAGUAACGGGUGGUUGUAAAGUUAAUUGCUUACCAAGCGUAAUAAUGAUAUGUAAAUGAGUCCAGAUAUUUAAGUAAUCAGACAUCUUAUUACUUAAGACUAAUCAAGUUACUAUCACCUCAGUAACUCACAUGUUCCUGGAAAUAAGCUCUUGAACUGAGUUCAGACUGUUGUUAUUGUCUUGCCCAUCUUGAGGACCCAACCAAACGUUAUUUGAAUAUUUGCUCUCUGAGGUCUUAACAUUCUGUUCAAGCCGUCUUAAAAGUGGCUAAUUCGGAAGCAUAGGAUUUUAGAAUUAAGAGUAAAACUAUACUACAACUCCUGUACUGAAAAUAGUUUGCAUCGUAAAGGCGGUUAGAAAACAGUUAUGUUACUGUCUUGCUAAUGUCAUGACUCCGUAAUAGUUAGCUCAAAUGUACAAUACGGCUGUAUUGUUGAUUCAUUUUGCGAGAUGAAGCAUCCAUUUUUGCUCGUUGUAGGACCCAUCACGUAGACGGAACUUCUCAUUUAUCACUUCCAUCAAAAAACUUCAUAUCACUAGUCUUGAAGAAAGUCUCUUGGACUCUUGAGUUGCUUAAUAUUCACCUGUUUUGUUAUACGGACACUUCACAAUGUCUGCUAAGUCGGUAUCCUGGUAGUCAGUCAUUAGUAUUUAUCUGCACAUUUUCAUCACAAAAAGGAUUCUUUUCAUUAACAAUCUUUCUUUGUGUUCUUUCAAUAUACCCUACGGUUUCGAUAAAUUUUCAUUUAAUGGCCGUUACAGAGGACGGAUCGCCCACGAAUUACUACUCCUGAAACAACACUAUGACUUACAGGUUUUCACUUUUCGGAUGUUAUACCGUAUCUGAUUCCAAGCAUCUUCAAUUAAAACUUGAAUCUCAAGCAAUGGAUUCAGUUUUUGAGAUGCAUACAAUGUUCCAAUGUGUCUUGACACUGUCUAGUUGGUAUUGAUGAGAAAAAUCCGUGGGUAUCACUAUCUACUUCUAGAGUACUAUGAAAUGUUGGGAGUAGACUAGGCGAAAGUCCUAAAGUUCGCUUAACCAUCGCAGCGUACAAUCUAUUGUUCGGCUGGACUUUCUCUUAGGACUUAAGAAAUCCCAAAACUUUGAUUUCUGCUUAUAUUCCUUGUUCAAACACAUAAUGAACAUUAUUUUUAAAUUUAAUUAAAAUCCGUAGGACUCAAGUGUAUAGACGUCAUACAAGCUGUUCUUUAAGGAUAUCUUAAAAAUCCCAUAUCGAUGGGUGUCUCUUAGCAUUGUACAUCUACGGAAACUUAAUCUAGCAUUGAUUUCAAGCAGGCGGAGUUUACUGAUUCUGUCACAUCCGGUUGGACUCUUCUUGAUCUCAACAGGCAGCUAAGACGUUUAAAGGAACAUUUCGGCUGACUCAUAUCGCUGUUUAUUUUAAUAUUAUACUGUUUCCGUUGAGUUCCUAUCUUGUUGCCAGCUGUGCUUUUUAUGCGAAGUCUUGUUCUUAGCUUUACCUGAACUACUUUUCUUCAGCGAUUAUAUUUUCCUAUGUUUGGCACCAGUUCAUGUGGUAGUUUGAGUUAAUCUUGCCUCGCUAAUAAAUAUCACUCGACCCCAUUGUACUGUACUGGCUGGUGCUAUGUCAAGCCCACAUGGGUUGAUCUAGUUUCCGGACAGGCCAAUUUAUUCAUUCUACUUGCAACAUUUUGACCUUAUCAAUUAAUUGUUUAUUAAUGCUGAUUUCCUCUACUCAUCACAUGUCUAUAAUUUAUUUUUAUUUGAAUAUAAAUAUCGAGUCGCGUUUGGUGAAAUCGAGUUGACCCACUUGCCUUCUCCACCGCACAUCCUUUCGUCUCACUUCGCUCUCUCCUCUUUGCUUCUUUCAUUUCGUCUCACUGAUUGUCUGUUUUAAACAAUGAGUGCAUGAAAUAUACGUAUUCAAAAUCCAUUCUCGUAUCUGGCUUAUCUAACUUCGUUAUUCACUUACGCAGAUUAAGUCGAUAAAGGUAUACGAGGUUAGCUGGGAUGUAUAUUUCAAUGUCAAUCAUCAUAAGGUCUAAUUUGAGUUAGAUACCGGGUCACUGAAUUACCGCUUUGUUCAUUUGUCAGACAGCAAUUCACUAUUUCAAAAAAACUAGAAUCCGUUUACUGUUCAUGAAUAAUAGUAAACCAUAACACAAGCAUAUACACCGUCUGAAUAAAUGUUUCAGUAAGAAUUCAGCAGAUAAGUAUGGGAUCAUACCAGAUUGUAGGCAUAUCAAAAUUAGUGUCAGAACACGGAAUUAGUGGCUAUUUAUCAUUUUACUUACCCUCUUUAAGAUUACUACUUACUUACGCCUGUCAUUGCCAGUGGAGCAUAGGUCGGCGACCAGCAUCCUCCAACCCACUCUGUCCUGGGCCUUCCUUUCUAGUUCUAUCCAAAUGUUGUUAAUUCUUCUCAUGUCUGUCUCUAUUUCUAGGCGUAAUGUUUUCUUUGGUCUUCCACUUCUUUAACCUUGAGGGUUCCAUGUGAGGGCUUGUCUUGUGACGCAGUUGGGCGCUUUCCUCAAUAUGUGUCCCACCCACUUCUAGCAAUUCUUCCCGCUGGGAUCUGGUUUGUUCUCUCACACAGUACGUUGUUGCUGAUAGUGUCUGGCCAACGGAUCCGAAGUAUUCUGCAUAAACAGCAGUUAAUAAACACUUGUAUCUCCUGGAUGAUUGCUUUCAUAGUCCUCCAAGUUUCCGCCCCAUACAGUAGAACUGUCUUGACAUUUGUUUUGAAAAUUCUGAUUUUGAUGUUGGUUGACAGUUGUUUUUAGUUCCAGAUAGAUAUGCUGCUCUUCCUUUGCCGAUCCGCGCCUUUACAUCUGCAUCAGAUCUACCAUUUUCAUCAAUGACGCUGCCCAGAUAUGUAAAGGUUUCUACAUGUUCCAAAGCUUCUCUGUCAACUGUGAUUCGAUUGGUGCAUGUUGUGUUGCGUCGUAGAAUCUUAAGAUCCCCAAAUGCCCUGGUAUGGCCGAGAGUGGAGAGAGUCCGCUCUCCAUCUCGAAAUACUCUCAUAUGGCCACGCGUAUACAGCCUCUACCAGGGCAAUCCUACUCACUGCUUUCUCGUGGCGGGGUGUUGUGUACGAAAAUGAGAGGACGGAAAGCGAAUGUCUGGCGCUUUAACCGGAUCUCAAACCAAUGGUGUACAUGUGCUCCAGUAUCCUGAGGGAAGAAACAGAGUAUGAACCAAUCGUUGGUCACCGGCUACCAUGGGAAUGCAUCUCCUCACGAUGCUCCAUUGCCUUGUGAGUUAGACCUUUAGGUCAAAGGCUCCGGGUGUGGCCCCCUAAGAAAACUACUUGCUUCGGUUUGAGCACCCGGGUAGUAUCACAGCCCACACACAAAUAAAU
Messenger RNA from Schistosoma haematobium, 4951 nucleotides. RefSeq lists its product as uncharacterized. The coding region runs from base 57 to 851 and encodes 264 amino acids. The transcript is spliced from 4 exons. Gene Ontology annotation, cellular component: nucleus. NCBI's taxonomy places the organism in Eukaryota, Metazoa, Platyhelminthes, Trematoda, Strigeidida, Schistosomatidae. Gene Ontology annotation, molecular function: double-stranded DNA binding. Gene Ontology annotation, biological process: DNA replication; DNA damage response. The record is from RefSeq and is a predicted model, not a curated record.